AAAAUGCCAAUGCCUAAUGACAUUCUAAAAAUGUAUUUUCUAAGGUGCCCAGGUAUUGUGUAAGUUUAUUUCCAGGAUGGAAAGAAAAACUCCCAAUGAUACAGAUUGACAUAAAAUGUUCAGGGCAUGGGGUCCAGCAGAGAGCAUUUAGACACAUGGAUAAGUAGGAUAAGUAGUAGGAGUGUAGAUUGUGCGUCCUACCCUGUGCGCUCUAGUGUAAGUAAUGUAGCAGUGGGUGUGUAGCAGUUGCAGCAGAACAUAGUGAGGCAUGAGUGAGGCAGACAGAAAUAGCCAGGCGCUGUUUACAGAGAGGGAGGGGGAAAGCGAUUGCCUAAGGCAGCUGUGAGUGUCCUGCAUGUCACACUUGCGACUGGCUGCAUCUGGAGUGACGUUCUGCCCGAGUCCUGAGGAAUACACUGAGCCCCCGACACCGCCACAGGGCAACGACUUUCCUCCUGCGCAACAUGACACAUUGAUUCCUAAUAACGAGAAGCAUUAGACGGAGUCGUUGAGCCAGCAGGACAAGACUGCGCUCCACUGUCAAGUCUUUGCGCUUUGGAAGACGCACGCAAGGAACAGGCUAGACUUUUCCUAAGUUCUGACUGCGCAUAAUGUUAAGCUGGGACUGAUCAGACCCCCAGUAAUGAUGCCUGAAGGAGAGAGGUUUAUGGGCGCCGCUUCCUCCAAAUGCGCUUCUUCUUAUCCCGGCUGUGCAGCUUUGUGCGGCUGCGAUCUGACAGUUGCACGUUCAGCACGGAUCGGGGCUUUCCAGCUUAACCAGGCGGGUAAAGAAGAUAACGCAGGGGGGUAGAUUCUCCACUUCUUAUGGGGGACUGAUGUGCAACUGGGGCGCUGGAAUAUGUACCAGCCUUUUCAGCACUUGGACAGCGGUCAAGUCGCCUGCUGCCAGUCGCCGGAGAUGCCCAUGAACACAAGUGUGUCCCGAGAAUCGCAGCAGAAGAAAGAACUGGCGGCGGGGCAAAUAGUAACCGGGUGCCUCCUGCUGCUGCUCAUCUUCUGGACUCUAUUUGGGAACAUCUUGGUGUGCACAGCGGUCAUGCGAUUUAGGCACCUGCGCAGCAGGGUGACCAACAUCUUCAUUGUGUCUUUGGCAGUGUCGGAUCUACUUGUUGCCCUCCUGGUGAUGCCAUGGAAAGCUGUAGCCGAGGUGGCAGGUCACUGGCCAUUUGGGGCAUUUUGUGACAUCUGGGUGGCCUUUGACAUUAUGUGCUCCACCGCCUCCAUACUCAACUUGUGUGUCAUCAGCGUUGACAGAUACUGGGCCAUCUCCAGCCCAUUCAGGUAUGAGAGGAAGAUGACCCAAAAAGUUGCUCUGCUGAUGAUCAGCGCUGCCUGGGCUCUCUCUGUCUUGAUCUCUUUUAUCCCAGUGCAGUUGAGUUGGCACAAAAGUGAAACAGAUGACCACCUAUUGAGCAAUCACUCAACUGGCAACUGUGACUCCAGUCUGAACAGGACUUACGCUAUCUCCUCCUCCCUGAUUAGCUUUUACAUCCCUGUGGCUAUCAUGAUUGUGACCUACACUAGGAUAUAUAGGAUUGCCCAGAUUCAAAUCAGGAGGAUCUCCACCUUGGAGAGAGCUGCUGAACAUGCCCAAAGCUGUAGGAGCAACCGGGUGGAUUCAUGCAGCAGGCACCACCAGAAUAGCCUAAAAAAUUCCAUCAAAAAAGAGACCAAAGUUCUAAAAACCUUGUCUAUCAUUAUGGGCGUGUUUGUAUGCUGCUGGCUACCAUUCUUCAUUUUGAACUGCAUGGUUCCCUUCUGUGACAAGUCUUCUGGCCACCCACAAGCAGGACUUCCGUGUGUAAGUGAGACCACCUUUGACAUCUUUGUCUGGUUUGGUUGGGCUAACUCUACCUUGAACCCAAUCAUCUAUGCUUUCAAUGCUGACUUCAGAAAAGUCUUUUCCAUCCUUUUGGGUUGUGGGCACUGGUGCUCCACCACCCCCGUGGAGACGGUCAACAUCAGCAACGAGCUGAUUUCCUACAACCAAGACACCCUAUUCCACAAGGAUAUUGUAACUGCUUACGUCAACAUGAUUCCCAACGUUGUGGAUUGUAUUGAUGACAAUGAGGACGCUUUCGACCACAUGUCCCAGAUAUCUCAAACCUCUGCGAACAAUGAGCUGGCCACUGAUUCAAUGUGUGAACUUGACAGUGAGGUGGAUAUCUCCUUACACAAAAUAACACCAUCCCUGCCAAACGGUAUACAUUAAGAGCGGUGUAUUUAUUUAGGAGGAUAAUAUAUUUGAUUGUAUAUCUCA
Molecule: messenger RNA, 2281 nt
Organism: Xenopus laevis (African clawed frog)
Lineage: Eukaryota; Metazoa; Chordata; Amphibia; Anura; Pipidae
Gene: drd5.L
Product: dopamine receptor D5 L homeolog
Exons: 1
Coding region: 860-2233 (457 amino acids)
Biological process (GO): G protein-coupled dopamine receptor signaling pathway; adenylate cyclase-activating adrenergic receptor signaling pathway; positive regulation of MAPK cascade
Cellular component (GO): plasma membrane bounded cell projection; synapse; plasma membrane
Molecular function (GO): G protein-coupled receptor activity; dopamine neurotransmitter receptor activity, coupled via Gs; dopamine neurotransmitter receptor activity
Source: RefSeq, a predicted model, not a curated record